Nerophis ophidion (straightnose pipefish) is the source of this 6844-nucleotide messenger RNA. Its product is annotated as phosphofurin acidic cluster sorting protein 2. Bases 132 to 2930 code for a protein of 932 amino acids. Gene Ontology annotation, biological process: protein localization to plasma membrane. The record is from RefSeq and is a predicted model, not a curated record. NCBI's taxonomy places the organism in Eukaryota, Metazoa, Chordata, Actinopteri, Syngnathiformes, Syngnathidae. The transcript has 25 exons. Gene Ontology annotation, molecular function: transmembrane transporter binding.
UAUCAGCAUCUCGGUCACUGGCUGUCGAGAGGACUCGGGAGUCUGGAGAAGCAGGGCAGGCAGCGCUCACCUCUCAGCCUCCCGCGUACGUCCAACACUUAGCUAAAGCUGCUCCCUCGGCAGUGGAGGUGAUGAUGGCAGCGGCAGUUGAGAGAGGAGUCGGCGCUCGGGCCGCUUUCCUGAGCCCGAAUAGCGGCGUGGGUUGCGUACCAGCACCGACAACGCUCCCGACCGGAUCCUUAGCCGGGGCUAUAGUCCUGGGCUCGGGCUCCGGUGGCAUGCCCGUGCCUAUGAACCUCUUCGCGACCUGGGAGAUAGAUCGCUCGUCCCCGAACUGCGUGCCGAGGCUCUGUAGCCUUACCCUGAAAAAGCUGGUUGUGCUCAAAGAACUGGAUAAAGAACUGAACUCGCUAUCCAUUGCUGUCAAAAUACAGGGUUCGAAACGUCUUCUGAGAUCCAACGAGUAUGUGCUCCCUCCCAGCGGACUGAUGGAGACAGAUCUAGAACUCACAUUUUCACUACAGUAUCCCCAUUUUCUGAAGAGAGAUGCCAACAGACUACAAAUAAUGCUUCAAAGGAGGAAACGCUACAAGAAUCGAACCAUCCUGGGCUACAAGACAUUGGCUGUGGGGGUUAUCAACAUGGCUGAGGUGAUGCAACACCCGACAGACGGAGGCCAGAUUCUGGGUCUCCAUAGCAACGUAAAGGAAGCGCCAGUGCGUGUGGCGGAGAUCAGCGUGUACUCUCUUUCCAGCCAGCCCAUAGACCACGAGGACAGCAGUGGUCAAGCUGGCCGAAAGACUAAAACCUCAGAUCGCUCUCCAGACAUGGACAACUAUUCGGAGGAGGACGAUGACAGUUAUUCAUCAGAGCAAGAAGGCAGUGAUGAUGCAGGUCAUGGCCAGGAUCUUUAUGACGAAGACGAUGAAGUCCGGAAGCCCAAGAAAGCGCGGAGGAAAAUGAUACGAACCACAUCCAUGACAAGGCAACCAAACUUCAAGCAGAAGUUUGUGGCCUUGCUGAAGCGGUUCAAGGUAACAGAUGAGGUCCUAGACUCUGACCCGGUAGAUCAGACCCAGGAAGUAGAGGAGGAUCUGGACUUACUCUAUGACAGUGUUGAGGUGUACAACCAGAGUGACAGCGGACCAGAGAUGGAAGACAAUGAGAGUGUCUUGAGCACACCCAAACCUAAGCUCAAGCCGUUUUUUGAGGGAAUGUCUCACUCCAGCUCCCAGACAGAGAUCGGAAGUAUACACAGCCAAAAAAGCCAACAGAGAGAGAUGUCAUAUUCUAGUGGAGACUUUCUCACUGUGGACAGAUGUAAAGUCCAAGGGGCUUGCUAUCAAGAAGACGGCAUCAAAGACACAACCAUUGCGGAGCCAGAAGCAGAUGACAGCGGACCAGGGCCAGGGGAGGUGAGCAACUGGGAUGGCAACACUGAACGGAUAACUAGCACUGUUGGCAAGCUUUGCAAGACAGAGUCCCAAAACCACAUGUCUCCGAGUAAAAUGGAGAACAGGCUGCAGAGGCGUCCGCGCAGCACCUCAAUGAAAGACAGACAGAAUUCCAAGGCCCAAAGCGACCGGACCAGCAGCAUAGACAGCGAGUGUUCCCCAGAGUUGCGACUUAUAGCACAGGUUCCCAGGAAGUCUGUGUACGACCAACUGAACCAGAUCCUCAUCUCUGAUGAACGCUUGCCAGAGAGCAUCAUCCUCAUCAACACCAUGGAGUGGCAAGGACAGUACGUAGCUGAGUUGCUUCAUGAACAGGCCCAGCCCAUUGUGUCCACUUGCUCAGCUGCAGACGUCCAGGCCGCCUUCAACACCAUUGUUACUCGCAUUCAGAGAUUUUGUAACUGCAAUGCACAGACUCCGCCCACAAUGAAAGUGGCAGUAGCUGGUGACCAGAGUUAUCUCAGCACCAUCCUGAGGUUCUUUGUGGAACAACUCGCAAAUAAGACACCUGAUUGGCUCAGUUACAUACGCUUUCUGGUCAUCCCCAUUGGCUCUCAUCCUUUGGCUAAAUAUGUGGCCUCGUUUGACAGCAAGUUUAACUGCAUCUUUAUGGACACAGCAUGGAGGGAGCUGUUCUGCAGGACGGAACGGCCCACCUCAGAUAACAUUGAUGUAGCAGGGCGUGUUGUUCAAUAUCUGGCCGGUGCUAAUGUGUCCCAUCAGUUUCCCAUCUCUGAAGCCAUGCUCACCUACAAACAGAAAAGGAAAAGAAGUUUGUAUUUUGAUUUUUACAUCAGCCCGGACGAGGACUCCUGUCAGAAAUUUGUGCCAUUUAUUGGGGUUGUGAAAGUCGGGAUUGUAGAGCAAAGCCUCUCAACCUCUGUGGAUUCUGAUGAUGCAAUGGGGGGCAACACAAGCAUCUUGGCCUCCCCCACACCCCCAUCGGCUGGUCCGUAUGGGAAGGAGAUUGGGGGAACGCCCCCCCAGUCACCCUCUGUGUCCACCGCCCUUUCCGGAGCUGGCUCUCCGUGUUCUGGCAGUGAAGUGAUGGGCCUGCAGGUGGACUACUGGACGUGGCAAGGACCCGAGAAGAAAAAAGAAGGAGAGAAGCGAGACGUGGGUCUGAAGAACACGCUGAAGAGUAACUUCCGCUCCCUCCAAGUCAGCCGUCUGCCAUGCGGAGGGGAGCUGACCCCCCCACCCAGCAUGGCCAUGACGGUUGUCACCAAAGAGAAGAACAAAAAAGUUAUAUUUCUCAGCAAAAAGCCUAAGGAGAAAGAGCUGGACUCUAAGAGCCAAGUGAUCGAUGGCAUCAGCAGGUUGAUCUGCACAGCCAAGCACCAGCACACAAUGCUGAGAGUCACUAUCGACGGAGUGGAGUGGAACGAUGUCAAGUUUUUCCAGCUUGCUGCCCAGUGGCCAACUCAUGUCAAGCACUUCCCGGUGGGAAUCUUCGGCUACACAAAACCCGUGUGACACCACCCCGACUCCUCUGCUCUGCACUUGUCUCACCAAGACGCUCCACACAAUUGGAGGGAAAGCCAACGGGCGCGCGGCACAAACUUUCCUGUGGAAAUCGAACCUACGUCCCAUCCAUGUGUUCAAUACACACCAUUUGUUUUGUCCUUCCCAUGUUUGUUACAUUGUUCUUUUUUUUUUUUUUUUCCUUUUUUACACUACAAAAAAAGAACAAAUACUAUUUUGUAAGAGUUGUGCCACCGCCUUGAGGUCAUCGGAGCUGUUUGACAAUUUGCCACAUUUUGAUAAUGGCAGCUAUGUUUGCACUUUGUUUAUUUUGUCAACAUGUUAUUUCUGUGAAAUCCUACAUUUAUUGUUACGCCAUGGAUGAUGGAGGUGUGAUGGUGAUGUGCAGUGAUGUGUGUGUGUGUGUGUGUGAGAGAGGGGUUGUGUUCAUGUUUUGGUAUAUUGCUGUGAAUCUUGGUAGAAAGCCUCUGUUUGCUCUCCUUACUCAUCCCUUCCUCUAAAUUGAAAAAAGACACACAAUGUUUGAGCUAUAAUUGACACAUUUUUAAUCACUUCAAUUAUCCAAGUCCUGAAGACUUGACAAAAUGGACUUAGAAACAGGGUAACUUUUCAAUUCAUAACAACUCAAUUCCAAAUGUUACGUUUCUAUGUCCUGGUAUGCAUUUAAUCGUCUUUCUCCCCUCCCACCGUGUAGCUUUUUGGCCUUAUGGAGCCACUGUACUUGUGUCGCAAACCGUGCAGUUGUGCCAAAGUCAUGUGUGUUUUACUGUCCCGCCAAAACGGCUUCUGGCCUUCAUGAUGCAUUUUUCUCCCUUUUGGAAGUCAGUAUUAUCACUACUGAACAGGAAUUUUGUAUAGUCUCAGCUUACAGAUCUCUGUAGGCCUGUUGGGCAACCUCAAGUGUCGGUGUGACCUCAAACACGCUUUCACCUUAGCGCCAAGCGCAAGGCAAAUACCAGUCUUGCCAGAUGUUCAAAUCACUGCCUGUGUAUGUGUGUGUGUGUGUGUGUGUGUGUGUGCGCGCGUCCAGUGGUACUCCCGGAUUAGUGUUACGUGAACUUUUCGCAAAAGGAAUCCAUUGGACAAACAGCCUUUGUGCGUUGUUGCUUUUUCUAGAUUGAAAAGCUUUGAUAGGCUGGAUUUUUUAAGUAUUGUAUAAAUAUAUAUAUAUAUGUAAAUAUAUAUAUAUACAUACACACACACAAGAUGUAUGAUAAUGAUUUGCAAAUCGCGCUUGGAUGAAAAUGAAAGCACAAAUAGCUGACAUUUUAUUUCUUUUUCAAAAGAAAUGCCAAAAUUGCGUACGUUUCUUCUGUAUGUUGUUCCUCCGACCUUUCCCGUACUUUGUAAUGCACUUUUGAAAAAGGAAAUGUGGUUUGACACAAUUUUUGGGGCACAGUUUGGUUUUAAGGUGUGAUGUGUAAACGUGUGUUCUUUUUAAAAAUGUAAACCACUACCUGUAGACGUGAUAUGGCCGUUUUCCUGGAGGUGUCGUGUUUAUUAUGUCCCGGGGUGCCUGAACGCAUCAUGGCCAUCUGUUACUUUACCUUUUGCCACAUUUUGAUUUUAGUAGCUGCCACUGCACACAAUCUGGUUGUUUUCUUGGCUGGGAAACUCAAAUCCUUUUCACACUGCCUGCUAAAGUUUGUGUAACGGAGGCCAACUUCCCUCCCUGCCACCUAAGAGCUAGCAUUGGACAUGGUGUUGACAGCUUGGUGCUCUUAACCCUCAUUAGACAGUUGGUGGUGCCGUGACCCGGAUGGUACUGACGUGUCCGGGUGUGCAUUAGUAAAUCGAACUCACUUACUCCUUAGCUUAUGCUGGAAAUUGCGUCGACAGCUUGGGCUUUAGCUCAAUGCCUAGCACGCUCAACUCAUUCGGAGGACAGAGGUUCCGGCCUCGAGCAAAGCAGAAGCUGGGGCUGGACCAGGCGAAUUACAAUAGUGCCGUGACACAGAUGAGAGUGAAGUUUGUGUACUUACCCAAUUUGAAGUUGCUCAGAACCAUCUUCCAUAGCAAAACAUGGCCAAAGACCAUGUACUAUAAUGAAGUUUUACCUUUAAAUGCACAAUUACUCCAAAAACCAAGAUAUACGAUCAUUUCCAUUCAAUACUUGGUUAUUAGCAAACACAAGAGAUUUAAAGGCCUACUGAAAUGAGAUUUUCUUAUUUAAACAGGGAUAGCAGGUCCAUUCUAUGUGUCAUACUUGAUCAUUUCGCGAUAUUGCCAUAUUUUUGCUGAAAAGAUUUAGUAGAGAACAUCCACGAUAAAGUUCGCAACUGGAGAAAAUCCCUGCCUCUACCGGAAGUCGCAGACGAGGACGUCACAUGUUGAUGGCUCCUCACAUAUUCACAUUGAUUUUAAUAGGAGCCUCCAUCAAAAAGUGCUAUUAGGACCGAGAACGACAAUUUCCCCAUUAAUUUGAGCAAGGAUGAAAGAUUCGAGUUUGAGGAUAUUGAUAGCGAUGGACUAGAGAAAAAAAACGCGAUUGCAAUCGCGUUCCAUUGAGACGGAUUCGUGUUUUUAGAAAUAUUUACUAGAAUAAUUCUGGGAAAUCUCUUAUCUUUCUAUUGUCUUGCUAGUGUUUUAGUGAGUUUAACAUACCUGAUAGUCGGAAGUGUAUGUCCACGGCCGGGUGUUGACGCGCGGUUUCUCUGGGAAGUUGAUGGCAGCUGUACGGGAGGCGCAAGCUCAGCUGAUAUCCGGUAAGAGGCGACUUUUUAACCACAAUUUUCCCACCGAAACCUGCUGGUUGACAUGUAGUCAGGAUCCAUGUCCGCUGUGAUCCAUAGUAAAGUUUCAACUCCGUGAAUUUUAAACAAGGAAUCACCGUGUGUUUGUGUGGCUAAAGGCUAAAGCUUCCCAACUCCAUCUUGCUACUUUGACUUCUUCAAUAUUAAUUGAACAAAUUGCAAAAGAUCCAGCAACACAGUUCUCCAAAAUACUGUGUAAUUAUGCGGUUAAAGCAGACAACAUUUAGCUGUGUGUGUGUGUGCGUCGCGCUCAUACUUCCUAAAACCCGUGACGUCUUGCGUACACGUCAUCAUUAUACGUUUUCAAGACGAAACUACCGGGAAAUUUAAAAAUGCAAUUUAGUAAACUAAAAAGGCUGUAUUGGCAUGUGUUGCAAUGUUAAUAUUUCAUCAUUGAUAUAUAAACUAUCAGACCAUGUGGUUGGUAGUAGUGGGUUUCAGUAGGCCUUUAAAGUUAAAAAGUGGCUUUGCUACACAUCACUGAUCAAGGACCUCAUCUAUAAAACUGGAAUUUGUAGCCUCCAAAGUUACGUUUCAUAGCUCUCAUUGCGUGGUGAAUCACACAAUUCCUCGGCAAGUUUUAGAAAUGAAAGCCCAGAGUUGUCUGAAAAGUAUUUAACAACAGAUACUUUGUAUCUGGUUUGUAGGAUCCAUGUGAGUUUUGCAGGACUUCUGUGUAAAAAAAAGGCUCAACUAGCCCCUCUAGAUAAUGGACUUUGGCUGUGAAGUGUUUUGUGAGGGAAACUAUAAAGUGAUUUUGAUUUUUAAGAUACUAAAAAUGGGCAUGGUGUGUAUUUGGCCUACAAGUUUGGCUUUGCCCUUAAUCCCGCCGUAGCAUGGGAAGGUGUUCCACAAGGCAGGACCAAUGAGCUGCUGUGCUUGGUCUUGGUCCAUGACGGGACUUAAAGAAGUCCAACAUGAAAGACAUGUGGUCUCAUUGGUCCUGUCGGCAGAGAAGCCACCCACUGUCUUUGCACAAACCCUAUUUCCAAGGACGUGACAGUAUUUUGAAAUGUACCACUAAAGAAUAUGGGUUACUCUGCAUGUUUUACUAGAGUUGUAAAUAUGUUUUGGAUUUUUAUAUUGUUUUUUUUUUUCUUUCCAUGCUCACAAGCAGUUGUGUUUAAUAAAAUUUGUAAACUUCUGUACAAA